CUUCCCUCGCUGUGAUUCUUCUUUUCCUCACCUUCUGUAUUCUCACACCAAACACACUGUAAAGCUUUCAAUUGAGCCAAAUAUCGAGCUUUGAUACCCCGCGACAGCUCUCGCAAGCAUCCGCGAACGAUGGAAGUGCCUACAGCAACUUCCUUACACGACAUCUACCCCGAUGAUGCUAUCCCCGUGGAAAAGACGCGCUGGGAGAAGCUGCUAGCAUCGUUCAAGGAGAAGUAUGGACACCAGGCCGACUUUGUAUCCAGAAGUCCGGGCAGGGUGAACCUGAUUGGCGAACAUAUCGACUACUCCUUAUACGAGGUCCUCCCUAUGGCUGUCACCGCCGACUUCCUCAUGGCCGUUGCCGUCCGCCCUACCACCGGCAAAGCCACCGUCCGCAUAGCAAACGUCCUCUCGGAGAAAUUCCCAAGUCGAGAAUUUGAGAUCCCAGCGGAAGGCGAGGUGCCAAUUGACGCGUCUGCGCACGAAUGGACAAACUACUUCAAGUCCGGGCUACGAGGAGCGACAAAGCUAUUACAACAGAAGAAGAAGGAUGCACGAUUCACAUCCGUCGGCAUGGACAUAUUAUCAGAUGGCACGGUACCAAGUGGCGGCGGGCUAUCUAGCAGCGCAGCUUUCGUGUGCACGAGCGCGCUAACAGUCAUGAAGGCGAACGGAGAGGAGAAGGUGGACAAGACGGAGUUGUGUGAGCUGGCUAUUGUCUCAGAACGGGCGGUUGGUGUGAACUCAGGAGGCAUGGAUCAAUCUGCUUCUGUGUUCUCCCUACGCGGAAGUGCUCUUUACGUCUCCUUCAAACCCAGUCUGACCGCCACACCAAUCUCCUUCCCAUCCACUUCUCCUGAGCUCACCUUCGUCAUCGCUCAAUCCUUCGUCGCAGCCGACAAACACGUCACAGCGCCUGUAUGCUACAAUCUCCGAGUCGUUGAGUGCACAUUAGCAGCUGUCUACCUGGCAAAGGUCUUCAAUCUCAAAACGCCACUACCAACCGACUCAUCACCCCUCGGUACCUCUCUCCGCGGCUUCCACGACACCUACUUCGAGGAGAAAGAAGGCAUCUCAGACAACAGCAAAACUUCCGUGACUGAUUUCAAGGUCCAGCUCGAGAAGCUGGCUCAGCUAACUCAAGACUACCUCAUACAAGAAGAAGGCUAUACCCGCGCCGACAUCUGCGGCCUGCUAGGCAUCUCUGAGGAUGAGCUCAACGCAAAGUACAUGUCCAAGUUUACCGUCCGCGCAGAACGCUUCAUGCUCCGCCAACGCGCCCUCCACGUUUUCACAGAAGCCGAGAGAGUCAUCAAAUUCCGCCAGCUGCUCUCCUCGCCACCCACAGACGGCGCCGGCGACGCUCUGCUCACCUCCUUGGGUGACUUGAUGAAUGCUACGCAAGAUUCAUGCCGCGAUGUAUAUGAUUGUAGUUGUCCGGAACUGGACGAGCUGUGCACCCUUGCUCGGGGAGCCGGCGCGUAUGGGAGCCGACUCACUGGUGCUGGAUGGGGUGGUUGCAGUGUCCAUCUCGUGCCAAAGGACAAGGUUGAUGCCGUGAGGAGUGUGUGGGAAAAGGAGUACUACCGGAAGAAGUGGCCAGAAAUCAGCGACGAGAAGCUGGCUGAGGCGGUCGUUGUCAGCAAACCGGGAAGUGGGAGUGCGGUGUUCAAGGUGCUAGGUGAUAUGGUUGUUUGAAAGCGUGGAAUAGAGACCUCAAAGGUUUGGAAAUGGAGUGGUGCACUCCAGACGGACGGAGUAUGGCGAACGAGUAGAUAAUUCUAUUAGCGAAAAUCUACCCCGAACACGGGUCUCGAAUAAAUACAAUGCAUGCCAUAUCAAAAGCAGGCCACAUCUUUCCACAAACCAU
Messenger RNA from Mytilinidion resinicola, 1870 nucleotides. Its product is annotated as galactokinase-like protein. Gene Ontology annotation, biological process: carbohydrate phosphorylation; galactose metabolic process. Gene Ontology annotation, molecular function: ATP binding; galactokinase activity. Lineage: Eukaryota; Fungi; Ascomycota; Dothideomycetes; Mytilinidiales; Mytilinidiaceae. The coding region runs from base 130 to 1698 and encodes 522 amino acids. Gene Ontology annotation, cellular component: cytosol; cytoplasm. The transcript is spliced from 2 exons. The record is from RefSeq and is a predicted model, not a curated record.